Sinocyclocheilus rhinocerous is the source of this 4302-nucleotide messenger RNA. RefSeq names its product AF4/FMR2 family member 3-like. Gene Ontology annotation, cellular component: super elongation complex; nucleus. The transcript is spliced from 19 exons. The record is from RefSeq and is a predicted model, not a curated record. Bases 287 to 3895 code for a protein of 1202 amino acids. Lineage: Eukaryota; Metazoa; Chordata; Actinopteri; Cypriniformes; Cyprinidae. Gene Ontology annotation, biological process: regulation of gene expression.
CACAUUCAGACACAUCUGGAAAUUCAGUGGAAAUCAGUUCUUGCCUAAUCCUUUUCUGUGGGAGUGUAUCUACGAGCAUCGCCGUUCAUCGCCGUCAUAGUGCUCUGACGCGAUGUUUGGGUGACAACGCCGAGCCUCCGGUACAUCAGCCUCCGCCCAUCGCGUGCUUCCACAGAAACACCGACCGUGCCUCUGAUGCGUGACCCGUUGACGCUAGUUCUCCUGCGGUGCGCGGUGCUGCGCUUCUGUACCUGCCAAAAUGGACAACUGAACAAUCGACCUCAACAUGCCUACCAUUUAUGGAAGUAAGGGAAAACUUGCAAGUGUUUGUUUCAUGCUUCACCACGCAUCCCAGGACAUGACCCAGUCCUGGCCUUACCAGCAGCCCCCAGGGGAACGGGGCACUCAGCAUUUCCUGUACUCACACUCAAAGGAGGGAAACCAGCCCAAUUCACGACACAGACAUGUGAGGGAUGGUGUCUCUAUGAGGAUGCCCUCACGUCCACUCGUAGCCCCUCAUAAAUCCAUGCUCGCUGAUGACCUGAAGCUCAGCAGUGACGAAGAUGACAAGGACGAGGGAUGUGAGCAAACAACUUCCUGGGCUGAUAAUGACCGCUUGUCAGGCCAGCAGCAGCACCACACACACACACAUGUCGGAAGAGUGAGACAUUCUAGCUCAGGGUCUUCAGAAUCAGACCCCUCCAGUGAGUGGGAAAGCGAUCAGAGCCAGCGAUCACGCAGCCCGAGCCCAGGGACGCACAACCGGUGCGGGACACCGACCCAGCAGCGGACCCUAAACUGCAGCACAGAGCGACGGAGUGUGAAAUCUGACUGUGGCCGAGGACCAUCACCUGGAAGAUACUGGAGCAGAGAUUCUGAAUCCAGACGGGAUUACAGUCCAUGUGAAAGUCCAGUCCCAAGUCCAAAAUUUGACUACAGCCCCAGAAACAGUCCUCGUCCCAGCCCAGAAUACAGUCCAUGCCCCAGUCCAGGAAUUAGCCUUGUGCCGAGCCCAGUGCCAAGUGUGUGUCCAAGUCCAGGAGACAGCUUUCAAGGGAGUCAAAGUCCCAGCCCUUUACACCCUCCCAAAAGCCCCAGUCCAAGUCUCUCAUUCACCGCAGUACCUAACCAAGGUACAUAUCCUCAGGUCCAGCCACCUCAACAAGACAGUCCCAGGCAUAUUGCACGGCCAACCGUUGCCUCUAAUCCAGCACAUCGUCCCAAAGUAAGGCCAUGGGUGCCUCUGAACCACAGUGCCGACCAGAGAAAGGAGUUUAGACCCAAAUACUCUAGAUCCAGAGACUCUCGAUCCAAAGACUCCAGACCUGGUCCUCCCCAACAACCCCAUCAUUCCGAGCACAGCUCAACAGAAAAGUCACACAAAGAUCUCACACACAAGCUUGAAGCCAUAAACUCUGAAUCCACAAGCAAGCAAAGGUUUAACUCACCUUCGAACCCCAUUUCAAAGCAUUUGUCAAAGAAAAGACCAAGCAUUAGCCCAAAACCACAAGUCAGUCACUCAUCUACAACUGACCAUAGUAUUGAACAUAAUCACAGAAGCAAUGAAACUACAGGAGUGUCAAUCCACAGUUCACACUCCAAAUCAGGCCAUUCAUCUUGUUUUAAUACUCUAAAGAGGUCCGACCGUGGUCCCUCGUCAAAGUCCAGGGACUCGUCCCAAAACGAAGUCAACAGUCGAUCUAGUCACAGCUCGAAGACUAAAUCUUUCCCAGAUACAAAGCAGUCCAGCUCUAAACAGACUUCCCAAAAGAGUUCCAUCCCAAAGCCCAAGGUCAAACUAGGGGACACCCCAGUGCCCAGAACCGGGCAUUCCCAAAAAGACCCAAAGCCCAGAGAGAGAGAGCGAGAGGUGGACAGCCGAGGUAAUGCACAGGGAGCAACCCUGGUGCAGACCGGCAAGGAGCAGAGACAAAGAAGACUGGCGGAGGAGCAAGUGAUAAGGCGUCGCUGGGUUCGGAGUUCUGAGGAAGAGGAAGACAAGGAAGACGGGAGAACAGAGGAAGGGGAAAGAGAGAGGAAACGGAGGAGGAGGAGGGAGCAGGAAGUUGAAUGGAAGGCAGUGCAGCCCAAGCAAAGACCUCACACCAACAGCCAGCAUCAAGCUCAAAACGAAUGCAAUGGACACAACCUUGAGGAGCAAAGGAGGAAGAAGAGAAGGUGGAGCAAUGAGGACAUUUCCUCAGGUCCUCAUGUGACUGACACUAGCCCUUCUCCUCCACUUUCUCCACCUUUGCCUACUCCUGUCAUCAACCCCACUCUCCCAUCAUCUUCCUCGUCCUCAUCCUCCUCCUCAUCCUCUUCAUCCUCAUCAUCUUCCUCUGAUUCAGACUCUGAGUCUAGUCCACCCCGUAAUGUUGCCAAAGUCCCUGCAGAUUCAACAUCAAACCAAAAAACUGUGUCAAAAAGGAGGCUUGACAAGGGUUCUGGCACUGGUGCUCACCCCCAUGAAUCGAGCUUAAGCACACCUGAGACACAAGGUCGGGGCAGACACAAACUCUACACAUUGGUGCCUUUUGGCCGAACUGAAACGUCCCCCACUGUUGCACAUCGAGGCCUGAGAAAACUUGUUGUGAGGAUAGACCUCUCGCUUCUGGGUAGAGUCCCCAGUGCAGAUGAGAUUACCGAGAGACAGUCCGCGUCUUCAGCUUUGUCAACGGGAAAGGCAAAAGAAAAGACAUCGAUGAAACACUUGCACCACUUGGACCAACUGCCUGGAGAUGGCAGAAGUAAAAGAAAAGCUGAAAAUGGAGAUGCUCAAAGAGAGAAUAAAAGAAAUCACUCUCGUGCAGAUAAACUACUGGUGUCAGUCCACAAUGAGACUGAGGAAACCCUCAACAAGCAAAAUGGAUGUCAGGAUGAUUACUUUUAUUCCAAGAGCCCUGUAUCCCCAAUGUCUCCUCCAUCCGGCAUACUGGAGCUCUCAAAACCCUCAGUAAAAGCUCAGCAUGCAGAGAAGUACCACACACCUCCAGAAAAAGACAAAGAUUCAACAGCACAGAAAACACAGGUUCAGAAGAUGCAGCCCAAGGUAGAGGUGGAGUGUGUCGGGGUGUCAGGACACCUCCAGUCACUCUCUGGAUCGCUGGUUCCUCCCUCAAACCUUCCGCUUCACUACAGAGGAACUGUACCUAUUAGUGAUGUCUCUCAUCAUGCUGAGUACUACAUGCAUGAGGCCAAGAGGUUGAAACAUCGAGCAGACGCUAUGGUGGAUAAGCUAGGAAAAGCUGUGAAUUAUGUGGAUGCUGCUUUGUCCUUCAUGGAGUGCGGUAAAGCCAUGGAAGAGGGACCGCUGGAGUCCAAGUCCCCCUACACCAUGUAUGCUGAAACUGUGGAGCUCAUAAGAUACGCUAUGAGACUUAAGAGUCACGCUGGCCCCGGAGCCAGCCAGGAAGACAAACAGCUAGCUGUACUAUGUUUCCGCUGUCUUGCUCUUCUUUACUGGCAAAUGUUCAGACUUAAAAAGGACAACGCUCUAAAAUACUCCAAAGUCCUGCUGGACUACUUCAAGAGCUCUCCAAAAGGACCUCACAAACCCCCUCCUUGGAACAAUGCUGGAAAGGGAACUGUAGAUCCUGCCUCUAUUUGCUCUGUCAAUAUAAUGGGAUCUCACACAGGCAGCUCACAGAGCAGUGUCAUCAGCAUUCCCCAUCGCAUCCACCAGAUGGCAGCAAAUCACCUCAACAUUACCAACAGUGUCCUGUACAGUUAUGAGUACUGGGAGGUGGCUGAUACCCUGGCCAAAGAAAAUAAAGAAUUUUUCAACUAUCUGAACACACUGACUGGGCCCUUGACUCUACAUAGCAGCAUGGCCCAUAUCGUCCAGUACACCAGGCAAGGGCUGCAGUGGAUCCGGAUCAGUGCUAAUCUAUCAUAAUACCAUGUACAAACAUUCUCAAACUUCACAAAUCCCUUGAGGAAACAAUGUUCUCAAUUAGCAAAACAUUUUACAGUUACCUGCACUCUGUGACCAAGGAGUCUGGGUUUUGGGUCAAGACUGUUUUUAAGCCCGGACAGUAAUGAAGAAAAUUGUCUGCCAUAGUUUCAUGACAAGUCACGUGGCAUCAUGUCAUCAUAAGGUAUUAAGGAGCGGACAUACUUCAUGUUACUGAGCAUUAAAUGUCAAAAAUAUCUUAGGACACUGUGUCAGAAAUAAUCAUGUUUUCGUUAAUGCAAUUAAGCAGGUUAUGUCAUUCAAUUCUUAGCACUUCUUAAAAAAUGCUUACUGAAAGUUUUGAAAAGGAACCAUUGUCAACUAAUUCAGCAAAUGCUGCUCUUCCAAAA